ACCACAAUCAGCUGUUCGCCUGCAGGUGAACUGAUAUAAGGGAAUUCACGUGGGGAUAAGUGCAUAAUACGCUUAUAUUCAAUUAACAAUUACUGCCAUACAUGCUUAUCUAAGUAGUUGGAAAAAAAGAUGAAUAAAAGAAUUGUUAGAAAUAUAGUAGUAUGUGCGACGGCUGCGACUUGUGCCUACUACACGGGUAAAUACGUAGAGCGUCAACACAUUGAGGCGCCACAUACAGAGCAGCGAACAUUUGUACAAGAUGCACAUCAGAGGUUUGAACGCCGUCCUGGACUACCCAUUUUCGGUACUGUCUCCGCUGCAGUGCCAGUGCCUGCAGAGGAAGUGAACCUCACCGCCACACCAGCGCGCAUUUCGCAAAUCAUGAAAUACGGUUUCCCCGGUCUCGAUCACGUACGCUCUUACUCCGAUUUUGUGCUGUCCUAUGAUCGACGCAAUCGCGUGCCACAUUGGGUUUUCGAACAUCUCACACCCGCAUCGGUGGCGCGUAACGACGCGGUAGAUCGUUCCAAAUGUGACUUUCGUGCCGAUGAAAGUAUACAUCCAUACUUUCGCGCACAAAAUACCGAUUACCGACGUUCUGGCUAUGAUCGCGGACACAUGGCGGCGGCAGGCAAUCACCGGCGUCAUCAGAAACACUGUGAAGACACCUUCUUUCUAUCGAAUAUGGCGCCGCAAGUGGGGCAGGGUUUUAAUCGCGAUUCAUGGAAUCGACUGGAGAUGUAUGUGCGUAAAUUAACGCAGACAUAUCCGAAUGUAUACGUGUGCACGGGACCAUUGUAUUUGCCGCGUAAAGAAGACGAUGGCAAGACCUACGUGAAAUAUGAAGUAAUCGGCGCCAAUACUGUGGCGGUGCCGACGCAUUUUUAUAAAGUGAUUGUGGGUGAAACCGCAGAUCAGCAACUCGAUAUGGAGGCUUAUGUAAUGCCUAAUCAAGUGAUCAGCGAUGACACGCCACUGCAGGUGUUUCAAGUGCCACCAGAAACGGUGGAGCGCGCAGCGGGUCUACUCUUCUUCGACCAAGUGAAUCGGAAGCAGCUGAGGCGUAUCAACGGCAAGAAAGCCUGAACGUAAGCAGGCAUAACGGGUUUUGUGCAAUUAAAAAGUAGUUGAAUUUCAAAUUUGCGAAGAAACGUUUACCGUUGUUGGUAUUUUAAGUUUGAGAUGUUCCUUUAUCUAACAGCGUUGUAACAUAUUUAGUAAUUAGUAACACAAUAAAAACAAAAUACUA
Molecule: messenger RNA, 1249 nt
Organism: Bactrocera dorsalis (oriental fruit fly)
Lineage: Eukaryota; Metazoa; Arthropoda; Insecta; Diptera; Tephritidae
Gene: EndoG
Product: endonuclease G, mitochondrial
Exons: 2
Coding region: 130-1086 (318 amino acids)
Biological process (GO): apoptotic DNA fragmentation
Cellular component (GO): nucleus; mitochondrial inner membrane
Molecular function (GO): single-stranded DNA endonuclease activity; nucleic acid binding; metal ion binding
Source: RefSeq, a predicted model, not a curated record